AUGAGACAUGAAAAUGAAGGUAAUCAGAACGUCGACAUGGAAAAUGUUUGUGAUUUGCUUGACAAAACUUUAAUUAAUCAGUUACAUUUGAUGGAAGAUAAAAUGCAGUGUGAACUUAAUAUUGAAUCUAGUAUUAACAAUGGCAGUAUUCAUUUGGCUAAAUCUAGAUAUAUAAUGGGACAGAGUUCAGUCAGUAUGGCAAGAUUACCAAUGGAAAGCAGUCCAGAGUUUGCUGCAUCUAUUAAGCAAAAUGUACAUCCAUCAUUA
This is a messenger RNA of Iphiclides podalirius (scarce swallowtail), 267 nucleotides long. The record is from the annotation of a GenBank genome assembly. NCBI's taxonomy places the organism in Eukaryota, Metazoa, Arthropoda, Insecta, Lepidoptera, Papilionidae.